Messenger RNA from Rhipicephalus microplus (southern cattle tick), 1505 nucleotides. RefSeq names its product serine protease 1. Gene Ontology annotation, molecular function: serine-type endopeptidase activity. Gene Ontology annotation, biological process: proteolysis. NCBI's taxonomy places the organism in Eukaryota, Metazoa, Arthropoda, Arachnida, Ixodida, Ixodidae. The record is from RefSeq and is a predicted model, not a curated record.
AUGGGGACCCGUGGGCACGCAGCUGCGGCACACCUGCAGCCCCCACCUGAGCGCUCACCUGGCACGGAGCCGGGGCCACGUGCGCCAGAAAUGAUGCUGAGCGCCGUCCGAGCGGCCGCACUGGCUGUGCUCCUGCUGCUUCCGCCGACGGCCGCCGCACUCUGGGGCCCCUGGUCGGCGUGCCGCCGAUGCCAGCAGACCCGACGCCAGUUGUGCCCGCCGGGUUCCGAGUGCGGUCCACUGUGGCUCGAGGUGCGCGCAUGCCCCGACAAGCGAUGCCCUCAGCCGCGGCUCAGGGCCCGCUCUGCCAGGAGACCAUCGGAGAACAAGUUCCACGUGCUGCACCACUUGCAGGGUCUCGUCUACACCGACUGGUCUCGCUGGUCUCCCUGCAGCAGCGACUGCAAGACUAGACGCCAGCGGCUUUGCAAAAUGCCUCUGGUCUGCGGGAAAGCCGUCCUAAACGAGGACGCACUCUGCUACGUGCGUGGAAGCCCCUGCGAGAAGCGCUUCGCCUCAACUAUAGGAGGAAUUGACGAUGACCCCAAUCGGGUGGGCAGCUGCGGUGUGCCAAAAAGCCCGCAGAGGCCAGCUCUGCGCAUCAUCGGAGGGCAGCCCGCAGCCCGGGGACGGUGGCCGUGGCAGGUGGCGUUGCUCAACCGGCGGCGCGAGCCUUUCUGCGGCGGAACCUUGAUUUCUCCCGGAUGGGUGCUCACGGCGGCUCACUGCAUCCGCCGCCGGCUCCUGGUGCUGGCCGGAGAGCAUAGCCUGGGUCGAGAUGAGGGCUCCGAGGUCACUGUGCGAGUAGCCGAGGCCAUCGCGCACCCUGAAUAUGACCCCGAGACCGUGGACAUGGACUUGGCGCUCCUGCGCUUGCGCAGUGCCCUAACGCUUGGGCCCUACGUGCUGCCGGCCUGCUUGCCCCAACAAGGCGACGCCCCGCCGCGCGGGGAAAUCUUCACCAUACUCGGCUGGGGCAAACUCAGCAAGAGGCACGCCAACGGCUCUGACCUGCUGCACCAGGCGCAGGUGCCGCUGGUAUCCCAGUCUGAGUGUCGCAAUGUGUAUGCAGACUAUCUCAUCAGCGACAACAUGCUGUGUGCGGGAUACCGACGCGGCAGGAUCGAUUCGUGUGCUGGGGACAGUGGUGGACCACUCCUGGCUAGAGACGUCCACGGUCGCUGGACAGUUUAUGGCGUUACCAGCUUCGGCGAAGGCUGUGCACGUCAGGGACGCUUUGGAAUUUACGCGAAAGUUGCCAACGCGGCACGCUGGCUGCGCCGCACCAUGGCCGGCAGCCGCCCCUAGACUCAUCACCACCUAUACAUACCCGUGCUUCUAGUCUCAAAGCCGGCACGCGCCGGCCGUGUGUCACUCGUCUUAUUCAUAUGUAUACGCAAUUGCUUUUAUAUGCUUCUCAAAGAGGCCAUAGUCUUGCGUGCUCCUCUAUCACGUGCCACAGCAUGAUCCAAAUAAAUAUUCUAUAUACAUGGUGUAUACAGUCA